Molecule: messenger RNA, 1248 nt
Organism: Penicillium mononematosum
Lineage: Eukaryota; Fungi; Ascomycota; Eurotiomycetes; Eurotiales; Aspergillaceae
Exons: 3
Coding region: 1-1248 (415 amino acids)
Source: RefSeq, a predicted model, not a curated record
AUGGCCAAGCCGACAUUAGAAGGUCUCCCAACGGAGCUGCUCAUUCUUAUCUUGCUCGAAAUACCCGAUCUGGCUUCUCUCAAGUCUAUCGUGCUUUCAUCACCAAUAUUUCACCAAGCCUACCUUCCUGUGCGACAGGAAGCUCUCUGUGGCAUUGUCAAGAAUCGUACUCACAAGCACGAAGCAAUUGCGUUGUUAGACACCUGGCGCCGCAAAGAAGAGAUCAGGGACCUUGCAUUGGGCUCAUCCGUUCCAAUAGAUGAGCCCGACAACCUGGAAGAGAUCUUUCACCUACUCUAUCUUCAUAAGGUGUUCCGUUUCUUUCUGGACGAUUAUGCGAAGAACGCGCCGCGGCCCCCAUGGAUGGAAAAUGAGGAAUGGGAAACCUCAGUCAUUCCCAUUAAGUUGUCUCAAACUGAAAAGCACCGGUUUCUCAGAGCUUUAUGUCGACUUCAAACCUAUGAGCAUAUCUUUGGAUUCCCUGAACGCCCGAAUAGGGACAUUUGGAUCGACAACGAUUGGAACACAAAGCAGAAAUCUAGCUCUUCUAUGUCUCCCAAUGAAGAGGCAUAUCGCGUGUUCUUUGGUACGAUGCCUCCUUGGGAAUACCACGAAAUGGGGUGUGUAUGGACCUACUUCAAGACGUUGUUCGAACCUAUUUACAAGGAAAUGACUGCCGACCUGCAUGACCUUAUGGAGAAGCACAUGAGCAAAGAUGAUCCUCUCUAUGAAUUUUUCGAAUUUCUACCGGAAGAGGUUAUGCCUCCCUGGGGUAAUUUACAGUCUCUCCAUGAUCUUGAGGAUCUUCCGUAUCGGUCAAAGUCACUUGCUACAAUGGGACCAGACUUUGUCUACCGCCUUCUUCAUGGGACACCCGUGAUUCGGCGCGAUAUGGUGAUGCUUAAUGCAUUGCUUGGCGAAUUGAGCAAUUUCCCUCCUGUAUGGCUGGAGGAGGAGCAGAAGCUUCCUUUUCUUUAUCCUGCAGAUCGACAUGCAGUUCGAGAUUAUGAGAAGUUUUGGUCGACAUUGCCGUCUAUCGAGCAGCCUAAUCUUGGGUGGAAAAGAUUGUAUUUGCUGCCUACGCCUCAGACACCGGUGGAAACACUUGAAGAGGUGGUUGAUAUGCAAGGUGAAGAUGGAGGUAUAUGGUGCUGGGGAGCAGCUAUAUUUGAUGAUGAAAGAUUGACUGCAUGGAAAGCACCUUUAUCGGAAUACCGUUCAGGUCAAUUCCCUGUAAUUCCAGUUUAG